This is a messenger RNA of Cuscuta campestris, 3769 nucleotides long. Lineage: Eukaryota; Viridiplantae; Streptophyta; Magnoliopsida; Solanales; Convolvulaceae. The record is from the annotation of a GenBank genome assembly.
CAACCCUAGUUGUUUCCCAUAAACCCUGCCUGCCUAAACCCAUUGCCGGGAAUUCUUGCUAGACUGGCCGUCGAACUCCAAGGCAAUGGAAAAUGAGCGACAACUACCUGAAACGGUUUCCUUCAACGAGAAAUCAGACAUAUGCCAACAGCUAUUGGACCGGUAUGGAAAGUCGUCGGCGGCUCAGCACCGACACUUAUGCGCCACUGCCGCCGCCGCCCGAUCCAUCAUCCAAUCGGAGUCUCUUCCUCUUACUCCUUUUUCAUACUUUGCCGCCACUGUGUCCACUCUCGCUGAUUCUUCCGAUUUAGAUUCCGACGCCUUAGCUGCGCUUUCCUCGCUUCUGUCCAUUAUUCUUCCUUUGGUCCCGGAAAAGGCUAUAACCCCUCUCAAAGCCACCGAAGCCCUUGAAAUGCUGGCAGUGGUGCUGGAGAAGCUCCCGCGGGAUGAUGCAGUGGUGGGGAGUUCAAGCGUUAGGGCAUUGGUCAAGUGCCUUGGAAUCUUGGUGGGGUUUUGUGAUCUGGAGGAUUGGGAAUCGGUUAAAUUAGGUCUGCGGACCCUUUUGAAGUUCUCAAUUGAUAGGCGUCCAAAGGUGAGGAAAUGCGCUCAUGAGUGUCUUUUAACAGUUAUGAAGUCAGUUCAGUCUUCUUUUGUGAUUGAAAAGGCUAGCAAAUCAAUACACUCUUUUAUAGAAGGCCACCUGUCUCUGGCAAUAGAAAUGACUUUUCCAGAGGCUGCUGAUGGAUUUAAGCAUGAUUCCCUUUCAAAACAUGAACAUCAAGAAGUGUAUCACACAUUAAACUUGAUUAAAACUCUUGCCCCAUACCUUUCUGUAAAAGUGUGUCAGAAAAUCUUGACACAUCUGUUGAAGCUGAUGAGCUCCCAUAACUCAGAUUUGACAAGACAUGUUUUUGAAAAUAUUGGAGUGAUUUUAGACGCUCCAAAAGUUAAAUUGGUAGCUCUAGAUUCAGAUAAUAUUUUGAAGUUCCUUGUUUCAUACAUGUCUUCCUCGGAGAACACUACCGACCGUAAACUGGUUGCUGCAACUUUGACAGAAAAAGUUAUGAAGAAGCUUCAUGAUUGUGCAGUAAAUGGAUGUUCUAGGCAUCUCCUUUUAGUUAUUGGCCCGAUAACAGAUUUUCUCACAUAUGAAGCCACAGCGCUGCCAGCUUCACUUAUCUUGAAACGGUUGAUCCAACUUCAUGUUGAUAAAGAAAUAAUACCGUCUACCAAAAAGCAGACGGUAGAUUGCAACAAUACCAACAAUCCUGAAUUUGCAGCUAUGGAAUCUAUUUGUGCUGUCUUUCACAAUAUUCUUAGGAGUUCUGAUGGAAUCCCUAAUGAAUAUAUUUUACAGAUCGUAUCUGUUUUGUUUCUUAAACUUGGCGAGAGAUCGUACCACUUCAUGAAACAUAUACUACUGCAACUCGCAGAUUGGAUGAAUAUUUCUUGUGGUGUCAAGGGUACUUCAGUCUCAAAACACCUUCAAGAAUGUAUUGGAUCUGCCACUAUUGCUCUGGGUCCAGAUAAAUUAAUUGCCCUUCUGCCAAUCUCCCUUGACGCCAAGGAUUAUUCUUGCACAAACACUUGGCUCAUACCUAUUCUACGCAAAUAUGCUGUUUAUUCAUCUCUGGAGUUCUUUAUGAAGCACAUUGUGCCGCUUGCAGAAUCUUUCCAACAAGCAUCCUUCAAAGUUAAAAAGUCAGUAAUUCGAAGAGAACUGCAGGCUUAUGCCCAUGACUGCUGGGGCUUGUUGCCUACCUUCUGUCACGGUCCAACAGAUAUUUGCCAGAAUUUCAGUGCUUUGUCUAAAAUUUUGAUUUCAUAUCUCAAGAAGGAUUCCUUUAUGCUCGAAAUAAUUGCUACAUCACUGAAGAACCUGGUGAAUCAUAGCAAGAAUCUAGUUGCAAAGUCUGAUAUCUUUGAAUCAAUUGGAGUCCUUGUUAAUGAUGAUUUUGCUAUGGAUCUAAAAAAGAAGAGCUCAUAUUCGAGAAAGACAGCACAAAAGAAUAUUAAGGCUAUUUCUUCUUGCUCUGAGGGAUUGCUUCAGGCUUUAACGAAUGUCUCAACAGAGUCAUAUCCUGAGACACAUGAAUAUCUGAAGGAGGCUAUUGAAUGCUUGGCAUCCAUCUCUGAUUCAGAAACUACUAAAAGAAUAGUUAUAUCUUUACUGGAGAAGUUUGGGUUAGCAAAUGGCUUCGAUGCAUAUGAAAAGCAUUUAGAUGAUUCUGAGUGUAACAAACCUAACAAGAGGGAAGAUUAUGCUACCUCUGUUCCAGAAGAUGCAAAGAGACUGAUGGUGCUAGAGCUCGCAUCAUGUAUCACUGGAGGAGUUAAUGAGGAUCUCAUUUGCACCUUUUUUAGCAUUACUAAACGAUGUUUGGAGGUGAAUGAUGAGAUUUUCCAGGCUGAGGCAUACAACAUCCUUAGUAGGAUGCUAGAGAGACAUCAUUGGUUCCGUUGUUCACAUUUUGCUCAAUCAUUGGAGCUACUGACUGCCUUUAAAACUCCAAGUGACACUAAAUCAAUUACCAGCCGAUUUUCCUGCUUCAAAACCUUGCUUAUUCAUGCAAUCAAGGAAAACUUGGAGGAGGAUAACCCACAAGCUUUUCUCAUUCUCAAUGAGAUUAUACUUGCAUUAAAAGAAUCUAACAACGAAGGAAGAAAAGCAGCCUACGAUGUACUUACUGGAAUAUGUUCCUACAUGCAAAACUCUUUGACUGAAAUGUCUCUGGAAUCUUAUAAAAAUUUCAUCACUAUGGUCAUGGGUUACCUUUCUGGUCCCCCUCAGAUAAAAAGUGGUGCAAUUUCUGCACUGUCUGUCUUGAUUUACAAUGAUUCAGAUAUCUGCCAAUUAGUGCCUGAUCUGGUUCCUUCAGUUCUUGCUCUGCUGAAAAGUAAAGGUCUUGAAGUAAUAAAGGCUGUCUUGGGCUUUGUGAAGGUAUUAGUAUCAUGCCUUCAGUCAAAUAACCUGAACCUUUUUCUUCCUGACAUUGUGAAUGGAGUUCUACCUUGGACCGCUACUUCCCGUCAUCAUUUUAGAUCAAAGGUCAGUGUUGUAAUGGAGAUCCUUGCAAGAAAAUGUGGUACUGACACUAUCAAGUCAAUUGCACCUGAGGAGUACACAGACUUUCUCCAGAGUUUAACUGAGAACCGUUAUAGAAAGAAGAGCGUUAAAGAAACUCCUGCCUCUACUUCUUUAAAGGGUGGGGGCUGCGGAGAUUCGGGUAUUGUGCAAAACAGCAAAAAGAGGAAAUGGCAAAGGAGGCAAAAUGAUGUCACUGGUAAGCAUCACAACGGAGAUGAAGGAGCUUCCAUUGGACCUAAAAGAAGGAAGCAGGCAGCUGCUGAUCUUUCUACCAGCCGCAAAUGGGCCUACACCCGUGGCAGUACUCCGAUGACACAAGCCGCAGAACGAAGAGGAAAAUCGAGUCCUGGCAAACCUGGAAAGAGAAAGAGUGAAGAUAAGAAUCCCAGUAAGCAAAAAGGUGGUGCUAAAAGAGCUGGGCACAAGAAAUUCCAGAAGAAACAUGGCAGUAAAAUGAAAUAAUCUUUUUCUGUUUUGAUGAUUAUAUUCAUUUGAUAAACUUGAAAAAGAAGAUACUCCAUACUAAAUCAUCCAAUUAUAGCUGGGAAUGAGUAGUGAUUUGGUGGUUCUAAGGUAUACAUGUAAUAUAACCUACUCGCGUAGUUUUAUUUGUCAUCUAAUAGUGAUGUGGACUUGCAUAACUUUUAUUCAGUGGGUUCGGAAUACAAAAGUUUAUGCAUU